UGUUCCUCUGAAGUCACUUUAAUUCUGAAGAAGCACAAAGGGAAGAGAAACCCACACAGCUGUACCAGCGUUGGAAGGAUUGUCUUCUCAGCCCGGCUUCAGAAUGGAUGCACAUCCCACCAGCACAUCGGAUUUAAAUGAAACCGAGGAAGCUGAGCUACAGUCCAUCAAAAAGCACAAGGAAGAGCUGCUGGCAGACAUCCAGAGGCUAAAAGAUGAGAUUGCAGAAGUGUUUGAAGAGAUAGAUCGUUUCCAGCAAGCACAAACAAGCAAGCUGGUCCAGAGGGAUAAAGAAAUGUGCGUUGGACGGAAGAAAUUUAACAUGGACCCUACUAAGGGAAUCCAGUAUCUGAUUGAACACAAAAUACUGUCAUCAAAUGUGGAAGAAAUUGCCAAAUUCCUUUACAAAGGGGAAGGCCUCAACAAGACAGCCAUUGGAGAUUACUUGGGAGAAAGGGAUCCACUGAACCUCCAAAUUCUGCAGGCCUUUGUAGAAUGCCACCAGUUUGCCAAUCUCAACCUUGUACAAGCAUUAAGACAGUUCCUGUGGAGCUUUCGGUUGCCUGGGGAGGCACAGAAGAUCGACCGUAUGAUGGAGGCCUUUGCCAACUGGUAUUGUCAGUGCAACCCAGGAGUUUUCCAGUCAACAGACACCUGCUAUAUCCUCUCUUUCUCCGUCAUAAUGCUGAACACCAGCCUGCACAACCCAAACGUCAAAGACAAACCUCCCUUUGAGAGGUUUGUGUCCAUGAACAGAGGCAUCAAUGAUGGAGGGGACCUUCAUGAACCACUUCUGCGGAGUUUGUUUGACAGCAUCAAGAACGAACCAUUUUCCAUCCCAGAGGACGAUGGGAACGACCUCACCCAUACUUUCUUCAACCCCAGCCAGGAAGGCUGGCUCCUUAAACUAGGAGGCAGAGUGAAGACCUGGAAGCGCCGUUGGUUCAUUCUGACGGAUAACUGCCUGUACUAUUUUGAAUACACCACGGACAAGGAACCGCUGGGGAUUAUUCCUCUGGAAAAUCUAUCUGUUCGAAAAGUAGAUGACCCGAAGAAACGAAAUUGCUUUGAGCUCUUUAAUACAAACUGCAAGGGGCAGAAAAUCAAAGCCUGCAAGAUGGACGGAGAUGGGAAAGUGGUUGAAGGCAAACACCAGUCUUACAAGAUCUCUGCACCCUCGGCGGAGGAGCGUGACCUAUGGAUUGACGCAAUACGAACCAGCAUCACACAAGACCCCUUCUAUGAUCUGGUCGCUGCCCGUAAGAAAAAGAUCGCCAGCAAGAAAUGAGCUCCGCGGCCGCCAUCUUGCUAAUGUUUCAGCCUCAAGAAAAAAAAUUGGCUUCCAUGAAGCCCUUCCUGCAAAAGAACUCAACAACACCUCCAGCUUCCUGUCCAAGGCAGGAGAAUGACUGACAGGCUGAUGGAGGGUCUCAUUUUCUCACUCCUGGAGUAAAAAUAUAACAUGACUUGAGACUGUAGCUCAUUUGCCUGAAUAGAUAGCAGGUCCUUGCAUUGCAUCGCAUGGAGCAGGGACUGGAAGCUUAUAUUCAUUGCUCAAUGAUCUGGGUCGAGGAGAAUCAUGGAAAGGAGCGACCUUUUCUUAAACUAACCUGUACAACUGCCACUUAUAUAUCAGGAAAGACUUAUGGACGUGGAUUCCCGUCUCACUUGUCAUUCCAUGGGCUUCCAGGUAACUGAGUUUUGCAGUAUGUAAUGAAAACACUCAUUUGGAAUAGUAAGAUGAAGGAUAAAAUUCAUCUGGUGAGAGGCAAUACAAUGGUGUAGUGGUGCUUCUCCAGAGUUAAGUCCUUCUAUGUUUUCAGCCUUCUGAGCUGGCCAUAUGGUUCUUUUGAAUGUUGGCUUUUCAGGACAGAACCGCCCAGGCAGAAUCAGAAUCACCCAGGCAGAAUCUGGCUCUAAAAAGUCAAGCAGGGAGUUGGUGGAUCCUGUGUUCUAGCUGCCUG
Molecule: messenger RNA, 1964 nt
Organism: Lacerta agilis (Sand lizard)
Lineage: Eukaryota; Metazoa; Chordata; Lepidosauria; Squamata; Lacertidae
Gene: CYTH4
Product: cytohesin 4
Exons: 13
Coding region: 104-1288 (394 amino acids)
Biological process (GO): regulation of ARF protein signal transduction
Molecular function (GO): guanyl-nucleotide exchange factor activity
Source: RefSeq, a predicted model, not a curated record